CUUAACCGUCACCUAGCCCUGAAGUAAUUUGAUCCUCAAGGCCUUAGUGCCGCCCACUUCAAUACCUAGCCAAUUCCCUCCUGUAAGGCCUUCUGGAGACAAACCCACCAACAGGAAAAGGAAACUGCUAGAGAAAGGGCGGGCCUACAGAGCCAGGGUAGCAGCAGCCAUCCUUCUGACGGUGCGGGUGCGAUUGUUCUAGAGUCUUUACCAUGAGCCACAAUUCCCAAGCCUUCUUGACCCCCAAUGCCGGACUUCCUCCAAGCUAUGAGACAAUCAAAGAGGAGUAUGGGGUGACUGAGCUGGGGGAACCCCACAACUCGGCUGUCGUGAGAACCACUGUGAUUAACAUGCCCAGAGAGGUGUCUGUGCCCGACCAUGUGGUCUGGUCCCUCUUCAACGCUCUCUUCAUGAACUUCUGCUGCCUGGGUUUCAUCGCCUAUGCCUACUCUGUGAAGUCCAGGGACAGGAAGAUGGUGGGCGAUGUGGUUGGAGCCCAGGCCUACGCCUCCACUGCCAAGUGCCUGAACAUCAGCUCCCUGAUCUUCAGCGUCCUGAUGGUCAUUGUCUGCAUCAUUAUUGUCUCCACCACCUCUGUGGCAGUCAUUCAAGCCUUUUCACAAAGGGUACCGCACUCUGGAUUCUAAUCCUGCCCCGUGCUCCGCUGUCCACAUCUGGCCCUCUCCCUAGCUUGAGGCCUCAAGCCUUGACCCUAUGCGUUUGCAAAUGUUACCCUCACAUAUCUGUCCACUGUGGAUUCAAUAAAGUAAACAUGGUGGC
This is a messenger RNA of Acomys russatus (golden spiny mouse), 780 nucleotides long. Its product is annotated as interferon-induced transmembrane protein 2. Bases 213 to 647 code for a protein of 144 amino acids. The record is from RefSeq and is a predicted model, not a curated record. NCBI's taxonomy places the organism in Eukaryota, Metazoa, Chordata, Mammalia, Rodentia, Muridae. The transcript is spliced from 2 exons. Gene Ontology annotation, biological process: response to interferon-beta; host-mediated suppression of symbiont invasion; response to interferon-alpha. Gene Ontology annotation, cellular component: plasma membrane.